Molecule: messenger RNA, 843 nt
Organism: Perkinsus marinus ATCC 50983
Lineage: Eukaryota; Perkinsozoa; Perkinsida; Perkinsidae
Product: leucine rich repeat protein 1, putative
Exons: 2
Coding region: 1-843 (280 amino acids)
Cellular component (GO): cytoplasm
Molecular function (GO): protein binding
Source: RefSeq, a predicted model, not a curated record
AUGCUGAGCAGCACUGAUGGUAUAGAGAUGGUGAAGGGAAGGGAAAAGGUGGUGGAAGUGGACCUGUCCAGUAACAAUAUUGAGUCCUUUGGUCUCGCCAACGGGUUGCAGUGGCGUAGUCUUCUCGUACUCAACUUGGCAUCGUGUAUGUUAUCGAAGCUCUAUAGGAUUGAGUGGCCACCACAGUUGAGGCAUUUCAUCGUCUCCAACAACCGUCUGAAGCGGUUCGAUUGUGCUCUACCGAAGACGCUUGAGAGUUUAGAGUGUCAGCAUAAUCGAUUGGAGACCUUGGAGGAAGCCGAAGGGUUGAAGAGACUAAGUCGGUUGAAUGCUUCCCACAAUGCCCUCACGUGGGGGACGGUACGUGAUGCUUUGCGGUCACUGUCGGGCUUGGUCGUAUUGGACUUGGGAUACAACCCCAUCGAUAAAAUAGAGGUAGGCGUCUUCGUGCGAAUCCGCGGACUGCAGGAGCUCACUUUGGAUGGCUGCCGCUUGAAGAGCCUCGGGUUCGUUCCAGAAGGAAACGUUCUGUCGGUCCUCUCUGUGGCUUGUAAUCGUCUAAAGGGUAUCCAAGGCCUCCCAGUAUGUGAGCGCCUCACUGAGCUGUACUUGUCCAGCAAUCGCCUGUCGACUUUGAGGGGGUUGGCGAGAGCGUGCCCGAACGUAGAAGUGCUGCAACUGAUGAACAACAAACUGGAGGAAGGCAGGUCGGUAGCUGAGGAGCUGACCGCUCUGAAGGACCUCGCUGAACUUACGCACAAGGCUUGCACCGCUGCUGUCAGCGUCUGUCAGUCUUGGAUGGGGUCAUCUUGGGAAGGAAGGAUACCAAUGAAAGAGAGGUAG